Molecule: messenger RNA, 789 nt
Organism: Haliaeetus leucocephalus (bald eagle)
Lineage: Eukaryota; Metazoa; Chordata; Aves; Accipitriformes; Accipitridae
Gene: UPK3B
Product: uroplakin 3B
Exons: 7
Coding region: 1-789 (262 amino acids)
Source: RefSeq, a predicted model, not a curated record
AUGGAGCUGCCACGGGUGCUGCUGGCGCUGGCUGGGACGGGAGCAGCCGCGGGCCUGGCCCUGCUGCCCUACGUGCCCCGCGUGCCCCCCGCAGCGCUGCCGGGGAAGCUCACCGCAACCACCUUCGCGCUGGAGAGGCCCUGCUGCGUCUUCGACCGGCACGCCAACGCCUCCGACGCCGUCUGGCUGGUGGUGGCUUUCGCCAACGCCUCGGACGCCUUCAGAAACCCUCCAUCCCGGGCUGACGUGCCCCUGUACGAGCGGCUGCCCGCCGCCCGCUCCUAUAUGACGCUGGAGACGCCAGCGGCCGCGUACGCCUGCUCAGCACCGAGCCCAGCCAUCCUGAGGGUUGGGGACGACACGGCAUGUGGGGACCAGGGUGGCUGGGACCCCUGCAACGGGCCCCUGCCCUCCCCGGGGCCCUACAGGGUGAAGUUCCUGGUGAUGGGCUGCCAGGGCCCCAAAGCAGAGACGAGGUGGUCCGACCCCAUCCUCCUGCGGAGAGCCGGCAGCCCCAGCACCAUCGACCUCGCGCCCGCGCGCCGCGACAGCGACGCGGUCGUCAUCGCCUCCAUCCUCGCCAGCCUGGGCACCGUGCUGGCCGUGGCAGUGCUCGGCGCCGUGGGCACCGAGGCGUGGAGGUCCCUGUGUCGCCGGGAUUCGGGAACCAGCACCUUCUCCCACAGGUCCUACAGGACCCACCACAUCCCCCCGGCCCUGCCCCAACCCCUGCCCCCCGGCUGCAGGCUCCCGAUAUCGGCCACGAAGCGCUGGACCUGCGGCGGAUAG